AUGUCACAUCAUAACUUGUUAACCAUGACUUUACCGUUGGAAUAUAUACCUGGUUGUGACAAAAUGAGUCGAAUGGUGCUCAAACACCAGGAUGUUGUCGAUCUUAUCACCAAGGAAUUACUAAAUUCCCCAAAUGGUACUUACACUCUGGCUGAUGGCGAUUGGAACAAUUUAAGAUGUGAUGUUCUCUAUAUGUCCAAACUACCUUUGUCAUUCCCACCAGUGCUGAUCGAAGUUCAAAAUACCAUCAAUAAUCUGUUCCUCCAACGUUUGGUUUCCUAUUCGUUGACCGUUGUCAAAACUUAUCACGCUCUCCCAGUGGUAUUGGUAUUAGGUGCCAAAAAAAUUUCUCCAGUUAGCCUGAUUUUGGAUUUUAACAAGCAAUCCGAGCAAAAGCCAUGGUUAUUGACGAUCCCUUCUUUGAUUUGGGCAAGAAGAUGCUUAAUAAUAUCCAAAGAAACCAUUCCCGACAGUAUUUAUUACACAAAUCCCUUGAACCCCCUGCUUGGUCUGUCACUCUUCCUGUUGGAGCAACAGCCGUCUUUGCAUCGUCAUACUUAUUCUGAAGACCCGACUAUUAUCCUUCUUUAUCAAAUCGCGUUCGCGCAAUUAUACCCUCAGGAAACAUACCAACAAAAUUUUCAGUCGGCUGUGGAAACGAUAUGCUCAACGAACAAACGCUUAUUUGAAAGUAUUCUUGAUAAAGUUAACUCAAAGGAACCACUCAACAAGAUUCGACGAAUUUGUGAAAAAGGUAUACAUUACAAUGAUGAAGUAAAGGCCAGAAUCGUGGAUGAUUCAGCAUCCUCACAGUCUUCGGAUGAACUGGAUUUCCCUGAACCUUUACCCAUGGGACCACAAUCAAAGCGAACACAUACAAUGGUGGACGAAGACAUUUAAUUCGUUGAAUCAUUCAAAAAACAACAAAAUGGCCGUAUGAACUGGGAGUCUUGCUUAAAAGCGGGUCAUUGUCGCGAACUCCUUGUCGCAUACACUACUCCGGAAAGCUUACGAGUCACGUAUGCUAUGAUUUCAAAAAAAAAGACAACAAAUAAUUCUGUAUUCUUCUUUUAACAUGCUCAUAUUGAGUCAAAAUAAUCAAUACGUUCACUGUUCCUUGUACAUCUUC
Messenger RNA from Phycomyces blakesleeanus NRRL 1555(-), 1129 nucleotides. RefSeq lists its product as hypothetical. The transcript has a single exon. The record is from RefSeq and is a predicted model, not a curated record. NCBI's taxonomy places the organism in Eukaryota, Fungi, Mucoromycota, Mucoromycetes, Mucorales, Phycomycetaceae. Bases 1 to 900 code for a protein of 299 amino acids.